AUGACAACGUCACUGCUCCUGCGCCCGCGCUGGAUCGACCCGGUCAUGUUUCUCUAUGAAAACGGCGGUGCUUCAGACGACGCAGGCAAGACCAUGGAUGCAUUUGUAGGGGGCAAUUUUGCGCCGAGCUCCUGCAGAAAUAUUAUGGCUCCCAGCACUGCUUACAUGUCGAGCGACGUAGCUACACCAGUAUCUGGCGAGCCUGGAAAGCAAUGCAGCCCAUGCUCGGCCACGCAGGGAUCUGGAGGUGCUUCGCUGCCUUUUGGCUAUUUUGGCGGCGGUGGAUAUUAUCCGUGUCGUUCCCCUGCCUCAGCAACUUCGCCUUACGGGGACAAAUUCAUGGAUAUGUCAGCCCCGUCGGCUGAGGAUUACGCUGUCUCAAGAGCCAAGGAGUUCGCAUUCUACCAGAGCUACGGCACAAGUCCGUACCAGCCCGUUCCCGGAUACCUGGAUGUACCCUUAGUGCAGGCUGUAAGUGGGCCAGCGGAAUCCAGACACGAGCCCUCUUUAUUGCCUGUGGAAAGUUAUCAGCCGUGGGCGAUCAGUACUAGCGGAUGGAACGGCCAAGUUUACUGCGCCAAAGAUCAAGCACAGACAGGGCACAUGUGGAAAUCUAUACCAGACGCAGUGCCUCAAGGAGGGCCAGAAGCCAGUUCGUUCCGGCGAGGCAGGAAGAAGCGCGUGCCAUACACCAAGGUGCAACUGAAGGAGCUGGAGCGCGAGUACGCGGCCAACAAGUUCAUUACCAAGGACAAGCGCAGGCGUAUAUCUGCUCAGACAAAUCUGUCCGAAAGACAGGUGACAAUCUGGUUUCAGAACCGACGAGUAAAAGAGAAGAAGGUUGUCAACAAAUUGAAACACGACAGCUAG
Trichomycterus rosablanca is the source of this 870-nucleotide messenger RNA. RefSeq names its product homeobox A13a (gene hoxa13a). Gene Ontology annotation, molecular function: DNA-binding transcription factor activity, RNA polymerase II-specific; RNA polymerase II cis-regulatory region sequence-specific DNA binding. The transcript has 3 exons. The record is from RefSeq and is a predicted model, not a curated record. Lineage: Eukaryota; Metazoa; Chordata; Actinopteri; Siluriformes; Trichomycteridae. Gene Ontology annotation, biological process: regulation of transcription by RNA polymerase II. The coding region runs from base 1 to 870 and encodes 289 amino acids.